Molecule: messenger RNA, 2079 nt
Organism: Cyphellophora attinorum
Lineage: Eukaryota; Fungi; Ascomycota; Eurotiomycetes; Chaetothyriales; Cyphellophoraceae
Exons: 2
Coding region: 1-2079 (692 amino acids)
Biological process (GO): regulation of DNA-templated transcription; DNA-templated transcription
Cellular component (GO): nucleus
Molecular function (GO): DNA-binding transcription factor activity, RNA polymerase II-specific; zinc ion binding; DNA binding
Source: RefSeq, a predicted model, not a curated record
AUGGCAACGGAGGCGGUGAUCAAGGCGGGCAACCUAUCCAAAAUUGCCUGCCACAAUUGUCGGAAACGCAAGGUCAAAUGCGAUCGCGAAUUGCCGGCAUGCUCGAUAUGCUCGUACAACAAUCAGGUAUGCAGCUAUCCAGAUCGUGUGUUGAAGCCUGGCCCGAAGCUGGGAUCCAAAAAUGCCCGCAGCAAGCGGAGAAGAUCUUCCGUCGACGAUGACACUCUCCAAGGCGACCGACAUCCUCAUCAGCCUGGAUCUGGCACCGGCCCGGAAUGCUCGCCAAUGCCAGGUUCUCCAGCUACGUUGAACGACAAUCGGGAAAUGCAGAGUCUGUCGUUCAUCAUUCAUCCAUCGCACGAAUUGACGAGCCCGGGCGGUCCGAAGCACGACUCGCCGUCGCACACAUUCGCAAAUGGUGGCGCAUUUAUUCUGGCAGCAUGCUCGGCGAUGCAUAUCACUUCGGACGUCUUCGUCGUCCUGGUGGAGAACUACUUCAAGACGUUCAUGUCGUUCCGACUGUUUCCGAAGACACGAUUCUGGUCUCAUCUGCGUGAGAUCGAGGACGAAGAGUCAGCAACGGCGUUAUUAGCAGCAAUCGUAGCAUUUGCUGUCAAGCUUUGGGAGCCAAAUGAGUCUGAGGUCACUCUCAACACUUUGGUCGCGAAUCUGUCGACUUCGAGUCUAAUAAAUUUGGCCAUCAAGUCCGCAGAUAAGGCUCUCACAAACUGUGGUGAUGACCCUCCCCCACUCCACUUGCUUCAAGCGCUAGUACUGAUCAGCCAUUGGCUCCUCAUACAAGGCGUUAGGGGACGUGCAUGGAGGUAUCUAGGUGUUUGCAUCCGAGUCGCCUACGAAAUCAAUUUGCACCUGGUGGACUCUGGUCGACCACAGGACUGGAUAGAUGAGGACCCUUCACCGUGGGCGUGGUUCAUUAUCAUCAAUUCGAUCAUGAAAGACGCACAGACAAUAUCGUCGCCUAUGGGUGUGGACAAAGCGGCCAGCAUGGAUUCGCUAGACGCAAGAUCUGCAGCUCAGUAUUUCGCUGAGAUGCGCACGGAACGGAUCGAGGAGACCAGGAAGCGCUUGACGACAUACUAUAAUGCUGCUCGCUACUUCUCGAUGGCAUUGCCACAGAGUCUGAAGUACCGCGGACAGUAUCUGAGCUUCGAGCGCGGCGUGCCAGCCAACGGUCAAGGUGGUGUCAAGAUGCUGAGAGACCUGCAUACUGGCAUCUACAGCAUUCAUUUGAUGACACAACUUGCAUUCCUCAUGACCCUCAAGUAUCAUCUGUUCAGACGGGCCCCGCCGACAGCGACGGUUGGCAAUGGGAUCUUUCCUCAAGAUCCCGACUCUGCGAAUCAGAAUGACCCCGAGGCCAGCAGGAGUCAGUGCAGGUCCCAGAAGGACGUUGAUGAGUACUUCGAAGCAGCCAGCUCCAUACUCAACAUAACCAAUAGAUCCAACGACCAGUUGCAUCGAUAUAUCAAUCCCUUCCUCGUCAACACAAUCUGGCUAGCAGCGGCCGUACAACUGCUGAAGCGGGAAUUAUUUUGCACAAAACAAGCGGAGAAGGACCUUGUCACGUCGAAUUUCGAGGUACUUCGCAUGAGCUACGAUAUGUUUAUCGAAUUUUGGAGAAGCAACGACACAGCGAAGAAGAAUCUUGCAGCACUUCAGAAUCAAUUGAAAGCAUUCCAGGCUAAGACGAGGAGUGAUCACAAUGCUAGUGCUACGCAUGCAGCCACGAAACCUAAUAACCCGACGUCACAGAUGGCUCAGCCUCAGCUAGAUGGCUUCGGCAGCAACGGUGCUGGUGCACAAGUGUCGAGUACUCCCGGACAGCAACUCCACACGCCCAACAGUAUAGGCAACGGCAGCACUGACAUAGCAGGGCAGUCUCAGCAAAAUUGGCCGGCCCCUGACUUCAGUGCUGCAGACCCGAUGCAGCAGUUUGAUAUGCAGAACUUCGACUUCGACUUCCUCGAUCCGUUCAGCCUGCCGAAUGACUUCGACUUCAAUGCGGGCAUGGACACAUACAACAAUUUCGGCGAUGUCUUCUCAGGAUCAGUGUUCUAA